CAAAGACUGCAUUCAACUUGGAAGUAAACAGUGACAACUUUCUCAAAAUGUUUCCUCAAAAUAUUUUGUCCUAUUGUUGGAUGGUCUUUAUCUUCGUGUUUUGUACAAUGUUUAUUUUAUAUCGUAUCCCAAAACUCCCAAACUUCUUGUGGAAUCUCAUUUCCUAUGGGAAAGUGAGGAAUGUUUCUGGACGCGGAAAACCUUCGAAGAAGCAGACAUGGCAGAGCAAACUUGACAAAGUUCUGGAUGUUCCCAAACGAUGGUUCAUUCAUUUCUACAUAGUUUCUGUGAUCUGCAAUUCUUUUUUGCUGUUAAACCUAAUAAGUGUUGUAUUCUACAAUGGUCAGAUGCCAGGCUGGUAUUUAGACGCGCUUCGAUUUCUCACCAAUUAUCCUCUGCAGAAUCCAAAAGCAUCUCAGCUAUCAAUCAUCAUAGUCAUUGCACUGCUUCUCAUCCAAGGUGUAAGACGCUUAUAUGAAUGUUUGGUAAUAAGUAGCUAUUCCAACUCCACCAUCCAUAUCAGCCAUUACAUACUUGGACUACUGUUUUAUGCUUUUGCUGGGAUCAAUGUAGUUGCUGAAGGACCAGAACUUACAGGAAAGGUUCAAAUGGACUCUGUACGUCAAUUAGCUGAGCAGUUAGAAUGGUUUCAUGUGGCAGGCAUUCUGAUGUUUCUCUGGGCAACAUACCACCACCAUGUUGCCCACAAGAUAUUUGCAGGACUGCGUACAGGACACAAAGACCGUAGUCAUAGGAUUCCACACGGCGAUUGGUUUGAGCUGGUCUCCUCUCCUCAUUACCUAGCAGAGAUUCUGAUUUACGCUUCUCUGAUAAUUGUGCUGGGAUUUCAACACUCUAUGAUCUACUUGGUGUUCUUCUUCACUCUGGCCAAUCAAGUGUUUGCAAGCAUCUCUGUUCAUGAAUGGUACUGCCAGAAAUUUGACAACUACCCAAAAGGUAGAAAAGCUAUAAUUCCAUGGCUCUUAUAAAUUAUCAAUUAUUUUUCCAUUUGACAAUCAGUUUCUGAAUGAAUGUGUGAUAAAAUUUAUACUUUUGAAAGGUGAUUUUUGCUACUGCUACCUAAGAUUUGUUGGCAAUUUGUAUGAUUAUCAUUGAUUUAAUACAAUUUAAGUUUCGGUUAGGUGCUGUACUAGUGUUCUAUUUUAAACUUCUGUUAUACAUUUAUUAUAUAUGAAUUGCACAUUCCCAAAUGAAAAUGAUAGCAGGCAUGAUCUUUAUCCAGUGAACAAAAAGUAUGAAGGGCUUACAUAGAUCUGUUUUUUUUAAUGAUCAUGGUCCUCCGAGGGCAAAACCAAAUCUAAAAUCAGAUAAAAGUAGUAUUGAAAGAAUAUCAUGCUUGCUGGUUAUGUAAAAAUAAAUUUGAAAUUCAUGAUCUUAACUGAAAUGAUUUUAACUUAAAUGGUACUGAAUUGAUUAUAGAUGCAGAAUGAUACUUGCAAAAUAAAACCCCAACUCAGGGAAACAAUUUUUCUAAACGACUUUAAAUUAUUGAGACUUCCCAAAAGGUACAAAGGAACACAACUAAACCAAAUUUUGAGAUCAUAUAAUGCAGAACUUUUAAUGAAAACUGUUUUUUUUUAUAAGGCUAGAGCAAUAUUAGUUCCUUCCUUGCAAUA
Messenger RNA from Asterias rubens (European starfish), 1637 nucleotides. RefSeq names its product polyprenol reductase-like. Gene Ontology annotation, cellular component: endoplasmic reticulum. Bases 48 to 989 code for a protein of 313 amino acids. NCBI's taxonomy places the organism in Eukaryota, Metazoa, Echinodermata, Asteroidea, Forcipulatida, Asteriidae. Gene Ontology annotation, molecular function: 3-oxo-5-alpha-steroid 4-dehydrogenase activity. The record is from RefSeq and is a predicted model, not a curated record. Gene Ontology annotation, biological process: dolichol-linked oligosaccharide biosynthetic process; polyprenol catabolic process. The transcript is spliced from 5 exons.